Hemibagrus wyckioides is the source of this 6723-nucleotide messenger RNA. RefSeq lists its product as uncharacterized. NCBI's taxonomy places the organism in Eukaryota, Metazoa, Chordata, Actinopteri, Siluriformes, Bagridae. The record is from RefSeq and is a predicted model, not a curated record. Bases 3759 to 4166 code for a protein of 135 amino acids. The transcript has 5 exons.
AAGGAACUGAUAUCCGUCUUCCACAUGGAGAUCUUAGACCAAGCAGGAAGGUAAUGAGAUUGGGAAUGGAGUCGAGCCGUGUUGGGAACUCUCACAGUACUGUCUCUGCUCAUCUGGUGUUUCAUAAUGGAAGGCAGACCAGCUUAUGGUAAAAUACAAGCAUUUACCAAAUUGAUAACAAUGCAGAAUACAGGCUCAGGUGUUGGACAACUGCUCAGAAGGUUGAAUCUAAGGUCCACCAAGCUGCCACUGCUGGAGCCCUGAGCAAGAGCCUUUACCCUCAGUUGCUCAGUCGUAUAAAAUGAGCUCAAAUAUAUAUAGAUGGCUCUGGAUAAGGGCAUCUGCCAAAUGUAAAUGGGGCGUUAGAAUGUUAGAUGCUUAGCAACAGGCAACCGGUCAGAGCUCUUGCAUGUCUCAUUACACAAAUAGAAAAACUAAAAAAUGGUCAAAUGGUGAUAGAAAAUGUGUCAAUUGGAGCGAAGAGGAUAUAUAAACGGUGACAAUCAGAAAAGUCUGUUUAGGAUAUGCUAAUAAGAAGGUUAACCCCAGGUUCAGGAGCGUUCAGAGUUAGAUUAUGACGAGUCGGGAUUAAUUAUAACCCAGAUAAAGUGUGAAACGUCAAUCAAGAUAACCCAGGAUCCUCUUUACCUCGAGUUUAGAAUCACACCGAGAUAAAAACUAUAAUAAUAGUGUGAUGACAUGAUGAUGACAUCUCCAGUGUCCUCACCUCAGUCCAGUCCUGAGCUCUGGAUCCAGUCUGUAUAUCAUGUUCAUCAUGGUCUCUCAGUGUCUGAUGGGUUUUCUCCAUGUUCUGUGGUUUCUUUCCAUCCACCAAAAACAUGCAGGGAUAUGGACGGGUGGCGCUAGUUAUGAAUGUGUGUGUUCAUGAUGCGCUAACUGACCUGAUGUCCAUCUAGUGUGUGUGUGUGUGUGUGUGCUGUGACCCUGAUCUGGAUGAAGACAUUACUGAAGAUGAAUGUUACACAUCAGUGUUUCACCAUGACUACCACAUUCAUUAUCCUACACAGUGUAAGAUUGAACUCUUUGUACUCUCUCCCUUGGCUCUUAACUGCUUUUACGCAGCUCCAGAAUAGGGAGAGGGGUUGAGUAGGAGAUACCAGCAGAACACUUUUUUUUGUGCCAGUUUAACUGGAUUCAGCAGCACAGAAGGAAGUGGGUAUGUUUUUCCAUUUUUUUCAACUCUCAUAAAUGAAAUAAAAAUGUAAUCAGUUUUCCUUAUGAAGAUACAAUUUUGCCAAAAGUUUUGGGACGUCUGCCUUUACAUGCACAUGAAUGUAAUAUGGAGUUGUCCCGCCCCUUUACACCUACAACAGCUCUAGCUCUUCUGGGAAGGCUUUCCACAAGGUUUAGGAGUGUGUUUAUGGGAAUUCUUGACCGUUCCUCUAGAAGCGCAUUUGUGAGGUCAGACACUGAUGUUGGACGAGAAGGUCUGGCUCGCAGUCUCCACUCUAAUUCAUCCCAAAGGUGUUCUAUGGGGUUGAGGUCAGGACUCUGUGAAGUUCCUCCACAAGAAGUUCCCCCCUCUCUCUCUCUCGCUCUCGUUUCCUGAAAACAUCUUCAAGCAGGAAAUGGGGAAAGCCACAGCAGUCUUAUUGUCCUGUUGAUGUUUGAUGACCUUUUCAGACUGAUCCAAUAAGCUGCAGGUAGCUUUAUCCAGUCUCCAGCUGGAAUGCAGUGACAUGGGAAGAUUUAACUCCACGACACCUCCUUAAUGUACGUGCCAAGUUGGCACAGGCUACACAGAUGGCCCAUCUCUUCCAGAGAAACGUGACGUUUAUGUUGGUCAAAGGUAGCUUUGAGUCCACUGUUAGCACUGUAUAUUUACAUCAUUUUACAAGACACUUAAACUUGAAAAAGUUAGCCACCUAGCUGCAACCUGCUCAAUAACCUACUUAAACCAUUUUACUCAGCUAGACCCUGCUCAAUAACCUUCUCAAACCAGCACCAUCUUACCUCAAAGACCUUAUUACUCCUCGUACUGCACCUCGCUCCCUCUGAUCCACUAGCACUGCCCGACUGGUCCCACCAUCUCUCAGGGCAAAAGGUAGGUAUUCAUCUAGACUCUUCUCUGUUCUGGCACCGAGGUGGUGGAAUGAACUUCCCCUAGAUGUCCGUACAUCAGCGUCUCUGACUGUCUUCAAAUGACGUCUUAAGACCUACCUUUUCCUGAAGCACUUAAACGAGCUCUUAUCUUUCCCUGUUUAUGUAUUGCUAUAUGUUUAAUAAAAAAAAAACCUCCAAUUUUAGGCUAAUGGUAUCCUAAGUCUGUAACCUGUUGAACCAGUGUUAAUGUAUUCAAUGAUCGAGACUUAAAGCACUUGUAUGUCGCUCUGGAUAAGAGCAUCUGCCAAAUGCCAGAAAUGGAAAUGUAAAUUUUACUCAGCUAGAACUUGCUCCAUAACCUUCUCAAACCAUUUUACUCAGCUAGACCACUGCUCAAUAACCUUCUCAAACCAUUUUACUCAGCUAGAACUUGCUCCAUAACCUUCUCAAACCAUUUUACUCAGCUAGAAUUUGCUAAAUAACCUUCUCAAACCAUUUUACUCAGCUAGACCACUGCUCAAUAACCUUCUCAAACCAUUUUACUCAGCUAGAACUUGCUCCAUAACCUUCUCAAACCAUUUUACUCAGCUAGACCACUGCUCAAUAACCUUCUCAAACCAUUUUACUCAGCUAGACCACUGCUCAAUAACCUUCUCAAACCAUUUUACUCAGCUAGACCACUGCGCAAUAACCUUCUCAAACCAUUUUACUCAGCUAGACCACUGCGCAAUAACCUUCUCAAACCAUUUUACUCAGCUAGACCACUGCUCAAUAACCUUCUCAAACCAUUUUACUCAGCUAGACCACUGCUCAAUAACCUUCUCAAACCAUUUUACUCAGCUAGACCACUGCUCAAUAACCUUCUCAAACCAUUUUACUCAGCUAGAAUUUGCUAAAUAACCUUCUCAAACCAUUUUACUUAGACCUUGCUCCAUAACCUUCUCAAACCAUUUUACUCAGUUAGACCCUGCUUCAUAAUCUUCUCAAACUAUUUUACCCCUAAGGUACUAGAUAUGACCCUCAAGAGAACAUUAUGCAAGGUUCAGUGACUGAUAUCCUGACAAAUUUUUCUCCCAUCUGUUGCAUUCCAGGCAGUUGGUCAGUACGUCAUUCCCCUCACGUGACACUCAAACGUACAUCUCACCAUCUGUCACCUUUCUUCCGUCUCUAAACUCCAUCUGUUUACAGGACAGACAUUACUCCUUAACCUCAUUAUCAAGCGUUACAAACGCACAAGAUGGACACUUCAUUUUUGCUUUAUAAAGUGAAACCAAAUGCUUUGUUCUCAUCGAGCGCUCUAGAUUGAUUUAUUCUCUCACGAUGAUAAACAUGGUGAUUUGUUCAGGACUAAACUCUUCAGCCUGUUUGAGUCCUCACGUGGUGACGAUUCCUGGCUGCUUCCUAAUGAGAUUACAGCGCAUUAUGUUGUUGUGGAAUUAGUCAAAAAACGUCUAGCACAUAAGAGCCUGGGAGUCUUAACCGCCUCGUGAGGCAGAAAGCAGCAGACGUGGCGGAAGGUUUGCUGAUAUCAGGUGUAAGCUACGGUGGCCGAGAAGCGCAAAAGAAAAUAACAAAUCCAGAAACACAAGGAGAAUUCAGACAAAGUGGUAAAGCUCCUGACUCGAGUCGUAGAGCUGAAACUUUUCCUCUAUUUUCAUAUAUUAAAUGAGGUGAAGGAACUUUCGAACUGGAAUAUGGAAGCCAUGGUGAAGAAAUCUUUGGCCAGCUGCAUAUCAGGGGUGAAGGAUGGAGCGGGUAAAAAGGGGAAGGCUGUUCGGAGGAAAAGUGCACCCUGCUGUUACUCGCACAUCACCUACGACUCGUCCUGGAUCAGAGCUUACCAAGCCGAGCUACAGAGAGAAAGGAAACUGAGACAGGGUGUAUUAGCUCAGAAGAAAGCAGAGAGAACGGUUCUGCAGACCCACAGGAACCCACACCUUUACACUAAGACACCCCAGGACAGGAAGCACGUGAAAACCAAAGCCUCUGCGAAGAAAGACGACUCGCUUUUUGGUGCCUUCCAGAGUUUAAGUCUGAACAUCGACAAUGUCCGGGCUUUUAAACCUACAGCAGCGAGUGCAGAGCAGUGUAAAGUCAUGUGAUCAAAACACACACACACACACACACAUACACACACACACACACACACACACAGACAUACACACACACACACACACAGACAUACAGACACACACACACACACAGACAUACAGACACACACACAGACAUACACACACAGACAUACAGACACACACACACACACACACACACAGACAUACAGACACACACACACACACACACACAGACAUACAGACACACACACACACACACACACACACAGACAUACAGACACACACACACACAGACAGACAUACAGACACACACAUACAGACACACAGACAUACACACACACACACAGACAUACAGACACACACACACACACACACACACACAGACAUACAGACACACACACACACACACAGACAUACAGACACACACACACAUACAGACAAACACACACACACACACAAAUCUGCAUCAGUAAUGUGAAGACCUCCUGCAGCUCUUACAGCAACAUCACAGAGAUAAACUGUUUUAAUUUACACUUCAUCAUUUUAAUCACAUUUUAUUUAUCAUAUUAGAGUCAGUCAUUCAGUCAAGAAAGAUAGAUAGAAAGAAAGAAAGAAAGAAAGAAAGAAAGAAAGAAAGAAAGAAAGAAAGAAAGAAAGAAAGAACAAAAAAACGAAAGAGGGAUAAAUAGCUAGAUGGAUAGAUGGAUGGAUGGAAGGAAAGAAGAAAAGAAAGAAAGAAGGAUGGAAGGGAAGGGAAGGAAAAUUCCCAGAUCAGCAUCUCUACUUUUUACAUAUACUAAUAUCUAGCAUAUAGCCUGAAUGUGAUGAUGAUGAUGAUGAUGAUGAUGAUGAUGAUGAUGAUGAUGAUGAUGCCCAGAAUUUGGUCUCUCAGUGUAAUAGGUUUGUACUUCCAGUGAAAUGUAUGAGGAGUAAACAGAGAAUAAUCUGCAGAAAUCUGUACACCUCUCCUGGAGCUAUUUAGGAAGUGGAGGCUCAGUGAUUAAGGCUCUGAGUUACUGAUCUGAAGCCCCAGCUCCCACUGUUGGGCCCCUGAGUAAGGCCCUUAACCCUUCCGGCUCCAGGGCUGUGUAUCACAGCUGACCCCAAUUUCCUAACAUGCUCUGAAGAAAGAAUUUCACUGUGCUGUAAUGUUUAUGUGACAAAUAAAAACUUCUUCUUCAAUCUGUGUCACUUUAUUGUAAACAUAUGUUUAUGUUAAACAAUUAAAAAACUGUAAAGUCUCACACACACACACUCCUAAUAUAAUUAAGUAUAUUAGCUUAUCUGGACUUUGUUCUCCAACCUACUGUGUAAGGAUACUCACUGUCCACCUGUAAAGCUGACCUGAUGAUACAGUGAUAUUACAACAACAGCAGUAUUUCUUACUCCCCCUGUGGUCACUGCACACUAACUGGACUAAAGUAUGUACAUGGGUUUAAAACUUAUCAGAAAAUGUUCAGAGCCCUUAAAGAGGACUUCAGGAUGGUUUAAGGACAAAAAUUGGAAUCUUUUAACAGACACACUGGCCGGUACGAACAGUGUCCAGUGGGCUUGACCUGUUUUAUCUAUCAAAUUAAUGUUUAAUAUAAAUACUAAUCAUCCUGCCCAUAGACAUGUACAGUACACAGACCAGCCAUAACUUUAAAACCGCUGACAGUCAAAUGAUUAUCUCAGGGGGAAGGGGUGGAAUAUAUAUAUUAGGCAUCCAGUGGUUAAGGUGUUGGUCUACUGAUCAGAAGGUUGUGAGUUUGAAUCCCAGGUCCACCGAAGCCCUUAAUGCUCAGGUGAAGAAGAAGCAGUGAGGGCAUGAAGCCUUUAUUGUCACCGCUUAUACAUUACAGCACAGUGGAAUAUUUUUCUCCACAUAUCCCAGCUGAGGAAGUUGGGGUCAGAGCACAGGGGCAGAUAUGAUACAGCACCCCUGAAGCAGGGAGGGUUAGGGACCUUGCUCAAUUACCCAACAGUGGAGCUUGGUGAUGCUGGGGCUUGAACCCCGAUCCUCCAAUCAACACCCCAGACCCUUAACCACUGCCCUAAAUUGUAUAAAAUUCCAGAAAUGUAAAAGUGUAAGUUUGACCACACAUUGCACUGACCUUGCUGUGUAUGGAGCUGUGUAGCCACAGACCAGUCAGAGUGGCCAUGCUGAUGCCUGGACCACUGUAGAAAACAUCUACAGUGAGCAUGUGAGCAUCAGACCUGACUCAAGGAGCAGUGGAAGAAGGUGACCUGGUCUAAUGAAUCAUGUACACAUCACUUACCUGGGGAAGAGAUGCACUGUGGGAAGAAGGAAAGAUGGUGGAGGCAGCAUGAUGCUGUGAGCAACGUUCAGCUGAGAUACUGUGAGACCUGGCAUUCCUGAGGAUGUUCAUGUCACACUGAGACCCUGCAAAAACAGUCUGAGGAACAUGAGAACGAGUUCAAGGUGCUGACAUGACCUCCAAUAGAUAGAUAGAUAGAUAGAUAGAUAGAUAGAUAGAUAGAUAGAUAGAUAGAUAGAUAGAUAGAUAGAUAGAUAGAUAGAUAGAUAGAUAGAUAGAUAGAUAGAUAGAUAGAUAGAUAGAUAGAUAGAUAGAUAGAUAGAUAGGAA